Molecule: messenger RNA, 2799 nt
Organism: Pyricularia oryzae 70-15
Lineage: Eukaryota; Fungi; Ascomycota; Sordariomycetes; Magnaporthales; Pyriculariaceae
Product: potassium transporter 1
Exons: 2
Coding region: 289-2766 (825 amino acids)
Biological process (GO): intracellular potassium ion homeostasis; potassium ion import across plasma membrane
Cellular component (GO): plasma membrane
Molecular function (GO): high-affinity potassium ion transmembrane transporter activity
Source: RefSeq, a predicted model, not a curated record
CCUCUCCACAGUGAAUCUGCGAUGCAGCAAAGCCAAGCUGCAGAAUCUCUUGUCUGUUCUUUUUCAUCGCGCCAAUGUUUUCUUUCGGUACUCCAUCAACCACAGAAGAACAACGUCGUCAAGCUGGCUCUUUAACAAGACAGGAGGCGGGCACCCGCGCCCAGACAUCUCCUACCUACCUAGUUACCUAGGUACUCUUCAAUUCAUUCGUUUGAUCGUCGCCUUGCACUCCAAGUUUGGCUCUCUUUCUCACCACUCCCUCACCUCGUUUCCCCUAAUAAUUGUCCGAUGGGUGAAGGCUCGGGCAGCGAUGGCUUCUUCAACAGGCUCCAGCUUCAAGACCGCUGGGCGGGCAUCUACCGUACCAUAAAACCAUACCUCCCGCCCAUCAAUUUCAUCACGGUCCACCAUGCGUACUUUAUUUUCGUCGGGUUGAUAAUCUCGGCCAUCUUCUUUGCAUUAGCCGACAGGGAAGAGUUCAAAACGCUCAGCUUUGUCGACUCAUGGUUUCUUAUCAUGUCUGCUUUCACGGGCAGCGGCCUCAACACUGUCAAUCUGAGUGAACUGGUCGUUGCCCAGCAGGCCAUCUUGUUCGUCAUGAUGGUCAUUGGAAGUCCCGUUCUGGUGUCUCUUUUUACCAUUUGGUUCCGCUUCCGUAUCUUCGAGAAGCGAUUCGACCGCAUCGUUGAGGCCGAAAGGGAACGUCGCCGACGCAAGCGCGCAACUGGUGCGAUGCUUGGCAUGGCUGGAGCGAUGGCCGGCCUGCCAGUAAUGUCAACCUUUGGCGCCGGUCCCCGUACUAAACCUCAAUCUCCCGAGGAACGAGCCAAGAACGAUGCCUUUGAGCUUUCGAAGCCCAAGUCGCCGAGGCCAGGUGAUGUAGAGCGUCUCCAAGCCGAGUCGCCCAAAUUAUCACCAACGACGAACCCGAACACGAUGGCGAUGCACCCGCAGGUGGCAGCAAUGCAUACCAACUUCCAAGAGAAUGAUGCAGCUUCCUUGCCGCCUAGUCCCCGGCCUGCGCCUCCGAGCGGCCAAAGUUAUCGCCACCGACAGCCCUUGUCGCCACUUGGACGCCCUGCUACUGCUACUGCUAAGAAUGGAACCACGGAAGCCGGGGGAGAGACUGGUUUUGACUUCAGGACCUUUGUGCACAAGCACAAACAUUCCAUCGGGCGCAACGGCCAGUUCUUCGACCUCGACGACGACCAGCGCGAGUAUCUUGGAGGAGUUGAAUACCGUGCCCUCAAGCUAUUGUUUGUGAUAGUUGCCAUCUACUUUGUUGUGCUACAGAUCCUGGGAGCCAUUACGCUUGGCGCCUGGCUGGCCGUCCACGGCAGGGCGGCUACAGCGGUCAAUGCUCAGGAUCCGUGGUGGUCGGGCAUAUUCCUGGCUAUCUCCUCCUUCAACAACUGCGGCUUGACGCUGCUCGAUGCUGGCCUAACCGCCUUUGUUGACGAUGCAUUCGUGCUCACUGUCGUUACUUUACUAUCCUUUGCCGGCAACGCCGCAUUUCCUGCCUUUAUCCGGGGCACCAUCUUUUUGGCACGUCUCUUUUUCAAGCACAUCAUUGCUCGUCACGGCCCCGCAUCUGACGAGUACGGCGAGUGGGAAGAGGCUUUCGAUUUCAUUCUCAAAUAUCCUCGACGCCUUUUCAUGCUCAUGUUUCCUUCAAAAGCCAAUCUCGCCUUUGUGUCUUUCUUUUCGACAGUUGUUGUUGUCAACUGGAUUGGACUCCUCGUCCUAGGCUUAGGAAACUCGGUGCUAGAGGCUUUCCCUCUGGCCAAGCGCGUCGGCGUCGCGCUCUUCCAGGCUACAACGACGCCCUCCGGUGGUUUCGCAGUCUUUUCGAUAUCUGGCCUGUGGUUCGACGCCCAGGUUCUUUUGCUUAUCGUCAUGUACCUCGCCGCGUAUCCCGAGAUUAUCGUGAUGCGUAAUUCUAAUGUUUACGAAGAGAGGUCACUCGGUCUGUAUUCUACUGCAGAGGCCGCCAAGCAGGACGAGGAGGAAGAUGCGGCCGACGAGGCUGCUGCUGCGGGGAUGACUUUCAUCGUCCCACAGCUCUCGACAAACUCUAUGUCCCACGCAAGCGGGAUUUCGGCCAAGCAUGGUAUAGCCACGACGACCGUCAAAACGCUGGCGCAGGUCGGGCGGCGCGGCACCGCAUUUGUGGGCAAGCAGCUGCAGCAGCGCAUGAGUGACUUUCAGGGCGUGGGCAUCGACAAUGCCGCGGCCCGCCGCCGCUCGCAGGCCGCCGCGUCCCUCCCUGUCAUUGUCGGUAUCAAGCGGUCCAAAACCAUCGAUUUUGAACCGCCACCUGCAGCUGCGGCGGCAUCCGAUGGUAGCGUCAGCCUUGUUUCGCAGCACCUCCGUGGACAACUGGCACACGACGUAUGGUCCAUCGCGCUCGCGCUAUUUCUGAUAACUAUAAUCGAAACUUCGCACUCAAUAUUUGACCCGCGCACGUUUAGCGUCUUCAACUUUCUCUUCGAGAUUGUUUCGGGCUAUACAAACAUUGGCAUCUCCGUUGGCCUUCCUGACCAAUCCUACAGCUUCUCCGGUGGCUGGUAUACGGGCAGCAAGGUAGUCAUGGUGUUCAUGAUGAUCAGAGGCCGGCACAGAGGGCUACCUGUUGCACUGGACCAUUCGGUCAAGCUGCCCGGUUGGGACGACGUUGCCAGGGAGGAACAGGAUGCAGAAAUCCGUCGGAGUCUCAGCGUGGCUCGUGCCAGUAUGGAGAAUAAUGGGCAACAAGUUCUUUACUAGACUAGCUGCAAAAUUUACUACUAUUUGUUUUGA